AUGUCACCGCACCCUUUGGACCCCGCACUCCCUGAGGAACUGGAAGCUGCUGUAGAGUUUAUCAAGCAGCGCUUUGACCCUGAUGUCAACAUUUUUUGGUACGCUGGCUCGGUCUAUGAGCCGCCGAAAAGCGAGCUACUACCGUACCUUCGCGCGGAACGUCAGGGAAAGCCUAGGCAGCCCCCUGCGCGUCGUAUCACGAUCUACUUUGGUAUUGUGCACACGCCGCGCAACUUUGAAGCGGUGGUAGAUCUCGGUCAAGGCGCCAUUGUCGGUUUCAAGGAACUCUCGCGCGUGCACCAACCGCCGCUCGUCCUAGCAGAAGUGGACAUUGCGCGAGAGGUCACACUCACUUCUGAACUCGUCCAGGCCGAAGCGAAACGUCUCGACAUUCCCAUGGACCUCGUCUUUGCUGAGCCAUGGGAUUACGGUCGUGAGGAUGAACACGAAACUCCGCGAAGCUCGCAGGUGUUCAUGUACAUGCUGAACCCGGAGACAUGCGAGCCUGAGUCCAACCCGUACGCUUUCCCACUGGACUUUAUGGUGAUUGUCGAUCUAGAGCAGCGCGUCGUAUCGAAAGUGGUCCAUCUGAACCUAGAGGUAGACACGAUCAGCAAAUCCGUGAAGAAUGGCGGGUACAAGUACAGCCGACCUGUCGAGCCUGAAUACGUGCAUGAACUUCAGUCGCAAAAGAUGCGCGAGAGUGUCAAGCCACUGCGUGUAGUACAGCCCGAGGGCCCGAGCUUCAACGUGCAGGGCCAGCUGAUUGAAUGGGAAAAGUGGCGCUUCCGCGUAAGCUUCAACUGGCGUGAAGGAUUUGUGCUGCAUGAUAUUUGCUUUGACAACCGCGAGGUUAUUUAUCGCAUGGCCUUGGCGGAGAUGUUUGUGCCGUAUGGUGACCCACGCAAGCCGCUCAACCGAAAAUCGGCCUUUGACUUGGGCAACAUCGGAGCAGGCAAUGCCGCCAACAAUCUCGGCCUCGGAUGUGAUUGUCUUGGUGUGAUCAAGUACCUAGACGGUUACCUACUGGGUUCCGACGGCAAAGCCAUGAAGAUGCCCAACGUCAUUUGCAUUCACGAAGUAGAUGCAGGCAUCCAAUGGAAGCAUACCAACACAGUGACAGGAAAAGCUGUUGUUGUACGUCGCCGUCAGCUGCAGCUGCAAAUGAUCAUCACUGUGGCGAACUAUGAGUAUGCAUUUUACUUUAUCUUUGAUCAAAGCGGUGAAAUCAUGUUUGAAACGCUGGCCACUGGCAUUCUGAGCACAACGCCUAUCGAUCCAGACAACAAAGAUCCAUGCGCCUACGGUACACGUGUGGCACCAGGCGUAUUGGCACCGUACCAUCAGCACAUUUUCAACCUGCGCAUUGACCCAAUGAUCGACGGUCAUGACAAUUCGCUCCAGGUGGUGGAUAGCGUGCCGAUGCCCCUGGACAAGGAUACAAACCCGUACGGUAUUGGGUACACGACGGAAACGCGCACCGUCACAGUGUCAGGCACGGAGCAGAUUGAUGUGAGCAAGAACCGUGUGUUCAAAAUCAUCAAUUCAAACAAAAUCAACCCCACCACACUGCAGCCGGUGGGCUUCAAACUCGUGCCCAUUGCCUCACAGAUGCUGCUUGCCGAUGAGAAUUCGUGGCAUGCGCGUCGGUCCAACUACUGCACGGAUCCUAUUUGGGUCACGAAGUACAAGGACGAUGAGCUUUACCCCGCAGGCAAGUUUACGAGUCAGUCCAUUGGCGACGAUGGCCUGCGCCGCUAUGUCAACCGCAAGGAUCCUGUGGAGAACGAGGACAUUGUGAUUUGGCAUACGUAUGGAUUCACUCACAACCCACGUCCAGAAGACUUCCCUGUAAUGCCAGCGGAGACGGCUCGUGUGCUUAUCAAGCCCAAUGGGUUCUUUGAGUACAAUCCUACCUUGGAUGUGCCGCCCAGCAAGCAGGCGUUCAACCAGAGUGUCUCCUACGAAGACAGCAAGGCCAAUGCUGCGAAGAAAGGCACAUGCUGUAAAAUGUAA
Malassezia pachydermatis is the source of this 2016-nucleotide messenger RNA. RefSeq names its product copper amine oxidase. The record is from RefSeq and is a predicted model, not a curated record. Gene Ontology annotation, biological process: amine metabolic process. The transcript has a single exon. Gene Ontology annotation, molecular function: copper ion binding; quinone binding; primary methylamine oxidase activity. NCBI's taxonomy places the organism in Eukaryota, Fungi, Basidiomycota, Malasseziomycetes, Malasseziales, Malasseziaceae. The coding region runs from base 1 to 2016 and encodes 671 amino acids.